AUGAAUGAGGACCAUUACACAGCGAAAGAUUUGAAUCAUCCGAUAAAACUGCCAACUAGAUCGAAGGGUUUGAUGAUUUACGAUAUUGAUCCACCUCUAACACAGCUCGCCACUUCUGCGUCAAAUAUUGUUGCGAGAGCCUUGUCCAACACAUCAAUCAAAUGGGAUCGAGUCAUUUCUGCACCGGAAUUAGCUUCUGUCCAAACUGCUGCAGCUAUAGCCCUUGUAACUACAGGUACUCAAGGCUUUGAAUCUGUUAGGAUCAUCUGCCCAAUGGCAUAUAGGAUCGGGGCUAAUCACUUGCAGCCACGUCAAAUACGGAGGAGGGUCACGAAGCGAAAGUGGUCGACACCACAAAUUAGCAUUGAGUGCUUGUGGCGUUGAUU
Messenger RNA from Cylicostephanus goldi, 386 nucleotides. NCBI's taxonomy places the organism in Eukaryota, Metazoa, Nematoda, Chromadorea, Rhabditida, Strongylidae. The record is from the annotation of a GenBank genome assembly.